AUGGAACUUUUGAUAGCUGCACAAUGUUCGGAAUCAUUCGACGAACUUCAGCAAAAGUUUAAAGGAAGUCUAGAAAUCUUGGAAACUUCAAGUUCCAGUGAUGAUCUGAAAAUUCGAAUAAUCGAUCGAAUUUGCUAUUUAUUAUACCAGGAUUCGAAUUUCGGACUGGUAAAAGAAGAGAGUUCGAAAAAUCGGAAAAUUGUAUUAUUUUUGAGAAGAUUAUGUAAAUUAUGGAUCGAUAAAAUUGAAGAAUGUGAGUUUUUUUUGCGAAAAGGGAAGGGAAACUUUUUUCGGGGAAAAAAUGAUGAAAGUGCAACAAAAACUAGAUUUUUUCUGAAUGUGAGUUAUGACGUGGCAAAUUUUGGAGGUAAAAACUAGCUUCAAAGAUGAUUUUCAUGAAAAUUUGUUCUUCAGGAGGCUGAGCUAACAGAUUCUAAUUGAAAAUCAUUUUAGACCUUAGUUUUCACUUCCUAAAGUCCUUAUUUUUUGAAAUUCUCCCAUUUUGCCACGUCAUAACUGAAAUUUGAAGGUUUUCCUCAAAAUCCACUAGAAAAAAAAUAUUUUUCAUCAAAAAUCUUUUCUUUUUUAGUUGCACUUUCAUCUUUCGCCGCAAAAAAAGUGCAAACAUUUCGAAACAUUUUCGUAUUGUGUUGUAAAAUGAAGAAAUAAAAGACAAAUAUUAUCGAGAGGGGUCAAAGUUUCACAGGGAAAAAUUUUCAGACAAAAAUUCAAAUUCGGAUUUUUUGGCGGGUGAUGUGAUUUCGAGUUGUGCAGUGGAGCGCAUUUUCUCAUCGUGGUUGAUUAUUUGUGAAUUGUUGGGAGAAUCUGCGAUUUGUGAGUUUUUUUUUGGCAAUUUUCAGGCCUAGGCUCAUUUUGAAGCCUGUUUUAAGGCCUAGGUCAUGUUUAGGCUCAUUUUGAAGCCCUUAAACAGGCCUAGGCCAUGUUUAGGCUCAUUUUGAAGCCCUUAAUCAUGCCUAUAAGUCUCUAAAACAUCAAUUUUCCAGCCGAGAUCCAAAAAUUCGCCAAAAUCUACCCGACAACUUUGGAUUUCUGCCAAAAACUAUUGAAUAACGAUGAGCGAUGUCUAACCACAAUUAUCCUACUCUUACCGUAUUCUUCUCGAGGUCUCGAAGCGAAUUCAAUUUUCCAUGCACCUUUAAUUGUUCUCUCUAUAUUUUUUCUGGUCGAUUUUGACACUGCGAUUAUUAUCGAUUGGUUGAAUUCGGAAUUGGUGGCGAUUUCAGCGUUUUUGAGAAUUUUGAAAAGUUUUGAGAGAAAUUGGGAGACUUGGAGGAACAUAGAUGUUGAGCAAAGGUAAUUUGAGAAAAAUAAUUUGAAAAUUUUGAGAAAAUCCAAUUUUUCAGCAUAAUAAUCACCACAACUUCUCAAAAAACCACUGAAGUUUCUCAACCGAAUCAGAAGCUGGAAUUGAAUAUCAUCGAACUUAUUGGCCAUCAAAAAUCGUCAAAAUCCAUUCAAAUUUCAAGAAAAUCCCAACAAAUCCAUGGAUCAAAUCAUCAAAUUCAAAUUCAUUGCAAUUUUGCCACGUGUCAUCGCAGAUUUCAAAAAAUGCUCGAAAUUCUUGCGGAGAAACUGGAAGCCUUGCGAAAACGUCGACUUGUCCCCGAGAACUACACGAGAAUAAUUGCGUUGUGUUUGAGAGUUGCGAAAUUAUAA
Molecule: messenger RNA, 1677 nt
Organism: Caenorhabditis angaria
Lineage: Eukaryota; Metazoa; Nematoda; Chromadorea; Rhabditida; Rhabditidae
Source: the annotation of a GenBank genome assembly